Molecule: messenger RNA, 429 nt
Organism: Fusarium proliferatum ET1
Lineage: Eukaryota; Fungi; Ascomycota; Sordariomycetes; Hypocreales; Nectriaceae
Product: related to Virulence protein STM3117
Exons: 2
Coding region: 1-429 (142 amino acids)
Source: RefSeq, a predicted model, not a curated record
AUGUCCUCCUUCGCCGUAGUGAAAGACAUCGACCACCUCGUCCUAACAUGCAAUGACAUCCCGGCCACUAUAGAAUGGUACACCAAAUAUCUCGGCAUGAAGUCCGAGACCUUCACAUCAGCAACCGACCCCUCGUCUCCACCUCGCAGCGCCUUGAAAUUCGGCACUCACAAGAUUAACCUUCAUCAGCGCGGUAAAGAAUUUGAACCUAAGGCGAGAACUGCGUUGCCUGGUACUGCUGAUCUGUGCUUUAUUAUUGAAGACGGGACGGAUCUGCAGGGCUUGGUUGAGGGGUUCGAGAAGGAGGGUAUAAAGGUUCUGGAAGAGGGAAAGGUUGUUGGGAGAACGGGGGCUAUGGGAGGGAUUAGAAGCAUUUAUAUCCGUGACCCUGACGGUAAUUUGAUUGAACUUUCCCAGUACUCGACUUAA